AUUGCCAAUGAGGAUAGGUGUAGGCGAUAUUGGCAAUGAAUGCAUUGGAUUCUUGUUCCAGAUACUUCCUCAGGGUUCAGUUUUUAAUCUAUAAAUUAAUAUGAAACUGAGGUACACUCCCGUGUGUUGUUUUCAUUGUUUAGAAGGUCCUCUAAGGUUCAUUCAGUUCUGGGUUUCAAACAAAAUGGAGAAACCAGACAUGGUUUUUAAUGGACAUGAUGGAUAUGAUGCUGUUGUUGUAGGGUCUGGAUAUGGUGGUUCAGUUGCUGCUUAUAGGUUAUCAAUGGCUGGAGUCAAAGUAUGCCUAGUUGAAAAAGGUCAAAAAUGGGAAGCUAAGGAUUUUCCAACAAAUAGUUUCAAAAUCAUAUCAGCUUUGACGAUGGAGAGUCAAAAUUUGGGUGUCAGCUUUGGACCAAAGGAUGCUUUGUUUCAGGUUUAUGAACAAAAUGAUUCACUGGCAGCAAUGGCUUGUGGACUUGGUGGAGGGUCACUAGUGAAUGCAGGAGUUAUGGUGCCAACCCCAGUUCGAACUCGAAGAAGUUCGAAAUGGCCAAAGGAAUGGGAAACUGAUUGGGAUAGCUGUGAAACUUCUGCUGCUACAAUGAUGAGAAUACAAAGUGUUCCUCUCCAGUUCCCCAUUGCCAAAAUCAUGAAACUAAUUGAUGUGGGAGAGGUUGAAGAUAUGGUUCUGGAUUCAAUUAAACUAAGCAUGAAUUUUGAUAUUGAAGACUCUUCAUCUAGAUUACCCAAGCAUCAAAAUAUGGAUACAUGCAUAGGCUGUGGAAACUGUCUAGCUGGAUGUCCUUAUAAUGCCAAGAAUUCUACUGACAAAAACUAUCUUGCAUCAGCAAUUCAGGCAGGAUGUGUUGUUAAAACAGGGUGUCAAGUUCAUUAUGUUGUUAAAAAAUCAUAUGAAACUGACCAAAAUGGUGAAAUUGGUGGAAAAAGAAGGUGGCUUGUUUACUUGAAUGAUAUGGACUAUAUAAAAGCUGAUUUUGUGAUCUUGUCAGCUGGAGUGUUUGGCACAACUGCAAUACUUUUCAACUCACAAAUGAGAGGAUUAAAGCUCUCAAAAGCACUUGGUUCUGGUUUCAGCUGAAAUGGAAAUACCGUUGCUUAUCUUUGUGGAAGCAAUGGACCUUUGAAUGGUUAUGGACUAGACAAAAAGCAACUGUCAAAGAUACCUAUUCAAGCACGGCCGGGACCAUCCAUCUCAUCAUCUUACUCUUCUUCAUUGGGUUUUACAAUCCAGAGUGCUGUACUUCCUACAGCUUAUCCUUACCUGUUGUUUAAAGGUAUUACAACAUUUGGAUGGCCAACUGGUUACUGGUUUUUUCAUGGCAUUAUUGACAAGCUGAAACAUCUGAUAGGUUCUAAGUCAAGCCAAGCUAUGGUGCUCCUUGCUAUGGGACAUGACAAGAGUGAUGGAAAAAUCAUAUUAGAUAAAGAAACAAAUAAAAUUAUCUUUAGUCCUCCCCAUGAUCCUUUACUUCCCCAAAAAGUUAAGGCCUUUCAGAAGAUCACUAAGAAAUUAGGUGGAAUUCUAUUCAUGUCAAGGUUCCGUAGCGCAUCGGUACAUCUUCUAGGUGGUUGCAAUGCAUCAUCAGAUUCUUCAGAUGGUGUCUGUAAUCCAAAUGGUCAGGUUUUUGAUCCAGAGGUCCCUGGUCUUGUCCACCAAGGUCUCUUUGUUUGUGAUGCUUCACUAAUUCCAUGUUCUGUUGGUGUAAAUCCAUGCCUUACGAUCGCAGCAGCCGCUGAGCAUGUAUGUAAGGACUUAGUGAAUAAUGUUCUCAAGUACAAAACCAAAACUUGUACAAAUUAUGUUUCUAAAGUGGUUGAUCAAAAUCCACAUAUUGAAACACAUGAUACUUUAAAAAGCAGUGAGACAUCAUAUGUGUUAGUCAAAGAAACCUUGAGAGGUUAUAUAGCAGGUAUGCCAUGCACUGCUACUCUCAGAAUGAAGAUAAACUUUCAGAACUCGAACGAUUUUGAUGAUUGGAAUUAUUCGAUUAUGCGAAAAUCUCUUGUAACUUUGAAAGGGAAAGUCGGCGGUUAUGUCGUUUUUCGAGCCAUUGAAAAGGAUAAGUUGCAUGUUAUAGAUGGUGAAAUAAAAAUGUUUGAAGUAAAUUACAGAACACCUUAUACACAAUAUAUGCACUAUCGUCUUCUCCUUGCAGCUGCUUCGGGUUCAAGAUAUGUUCUUGAGGGAAAGAAGAUAAUGAAUCCUUAUCUAUUUGCAAUAUUUUCUCUGAAGGAGACAACAACGUUGUAUGUAACAUUCAAAAGGGUUUCUGGAAACUUUGCUGAGGAUCAUCAUGUAGGAUUGAACUUAGAAGGAAAGCUUAAAGUUUCCAUGAUUCAGCUACUUAAAACACUGUUGAGCCUUGAAGGAAAUGGAAAAGGAAGAUUUCUUCAUCUUUUCUUAUUGCAUCUCCUUAGAACUUACAUAUUAAAAAUACCACAAGGAAUUCAUAAAGAGUAUACCCCCACAGAUUCUUAUAACAAUUCAUAUCCAACCAGCACUUUCCAUGAAUUAGAAACAGGAGAUGGAUGUAUCAUAAGCUGUAGGCGGUGGAACUGCAGUCAUAGUAGGUUGAAGUUCAAUGAGGAAAAGCAUCCAGUUCUUCUACUUAAUGGACAUUCAACUGAGAGUUUCUGUCUGCCAACUGAACCAAAUGAUUUAAUCAGGACUUUAUUGACAGAAGGGCAUGAAAUAUGGUUACUCCAACCAAGAUUGCAUCCAUUGAAUCCCUCAAACAACUUCACCAUUGAAGAUAUCGGAAGAUAUGACAUACCUGCUGUAAUCAGCAAGAUCUGUGAAUUUCAUGGUCCAAGCAUGAAGGUACAUGUAGUUGCACAUUGUGUUGGAGGCUUAGCCAUUCAUAUAGCUGUUAUGGGAGGACAUGUCUCUCCAACUCAAAUUGCUUCUUUGUGUUGCACCAACUCUUCAAUGUUCUUCAAACUUAGUACUUUAGCCACAGUCAAGAUGUGGCUUCCUUUGGUGUCUAUAUCAAUGGCUUUGCUAGGCAAGAACAAAACCCCGCCUCUCUUAGACACCUCAAAGGCCAGUUUGAGACACCGGCUCCUAAUGUAUAUAGCUCGUUGGAUACCUCGAUACGAGAGAUGUACUUGCAAUGAAUGUGAAGUCUUUUCUGGCAUAUUUGGCAAUACAUUCAGGCAUCAAAACUUGACCCCAACAAUGCACCAUUGGUUAAACAAGCAAAGUACAACAAAGCUUCCAAUGGCAGCCUUUCCUCACUUGAGGAAAAUCUGCAAAUCCGGAUUCAUUGUCGAUAGCAAAGGAAAUAACUCAUAUUUGAUUCAUCCAGAGAGAAUGGCCGUGUCGACAUUAUACAUCUCCGGAGGACGAAGUCUUUUGGUGACUCCAGAGACUACUUUUUUAGCUAAUAAGUAUGUGAAGUUGCACCAACCUGGUUUUAGACAUAAAAGGGUUGUUGUGGAUGGUUUUGGACAUUCAGAUUUAUUGAUUGGUGAAGAGUCUUGUAAAGAAGUUUCCCCAUACAUCGUAUCUCACCUAAGGUUAUGUGAAGAAGGGAAAGAUAUAGUAAUGAUUAACAAGGAAAAGAAAGACGGCAAAGAAGCCUUGGAUUGGGCUGCUGAUCCUUACCAUGGUUAUGGAGGAUCUGAAAGUUGUUUGUUUUCACCUUUGCUAGUCUUGUUCUUGGUUUUAUUAUUAGUUUUCAUGGUAUCAUCAUUCAGUACUCUGUUAAAAAACUAUUAAUAAGGAAAGAAAUUUGGCAGUGUACAAACAAUAA
Gossypium arboreum is the source of this 3776-nucleotide messenger RNA. RefSeq lists its product as uncharacterized. Lineage: Eukaryota; Viridiplantae; Streptophyta; Magnoliopsida; Malvales; Malvaceae. Gene Ontology annotation, molecular function: oxidoreductase activity, acting on CH-OH group of donors; flavin adenine dinucleotide binding. The record is from RefSeq and is a predicted model, not a curated record.